Halteromyces radiatus is the source of this 1101-nucleotide messenger RNA. RefSeq lists its product as uncharacterized. The transcript is spliced from 2 exons. The record is from RefSeq and is a predicted model, not a curated record. Lineage: Eukaryota; Fungi; Mucoromycota; Mucoromycetes; Mucorales; Cunninghamellaceae. The coding region runs from base 177 to 968 and encodes 263 amino acids.
GUAUGAAAUGUACAUAAUACGGUGUGAGAAUGAAACGAAUUCUAGUCCUAUCAAGGUGGUUAAUGUAGAGGACAAGCGUGUCUUCAAUGAUUUAUUGCGCAAGUUCUCUCAUUUUGCUUUGAAUGUUUUGGUCAAUGAAUACGGCAUGAAGGAAAAAACGCUCACUGAACAAUCUGAUGACAUAUGCUCUAUCAUCAAUACGUCAGUACAAUUCAAAACCGCCAAUUCUUCUCGUUUUUGCCAUCGCAUCUAUCAAAUCUGAAGUACGUAGUCGAGUCAAACGUAGCAAAAACCAUCCAUAUUUACUACAAUACAAUUGUCAUCCUUGGGCAGAACACUGCUUCUUCGUUGAUGAUCACAGCCUGGCUUCUAGUAUGACAGUGCCUCUUGAACCAUUUGUGGCUUUAUCAUCAUUCUUUACAUGCCAAGCUAGAUCUAUAUUGGACCACCCUUUUCGACAGGAUACCACCAUCCAAAAAUUAUACAGCAUUGCCAAACAAAUAUUUUUCGAUGAUAUCACCAACCAAGAAACGAUCACAAAUGAUAUCCGGGACUUUUACCGCCAAACACGAUCGACAAUGGAGAAAGCCCUCACUUGUUUACGUGAAGAUGUCCCCGAUGCUCAACAAAGAAUCCGCGUUGAAGAUAUCCUGAAUCAUGGUUUAGCGACCACCCAUGAAUACAUGGCACAACACAAUGAAUCCUCUGUUUCCUCUCCUGAGCGAACACUCUCACCUUCUGCAACUGAACCCCAACGACAACUCCAGCAAGGCAGUAACAGCAACUGGGACUACAUUGAAAGCAUCACAGGCGACAAUGAGGUUAGAAACUGGGAAUCUAUAUUUAGAGAUGGUAAAAUGCUGGGAUAUUUUGCAUCAUACAGCAAGGCUGCAACCAUGAAGUCGGCUUAUUACCGUUGGAAAAGACGGAAAAGAACUUGCGGAGCCCAGUCCCUGAAAAUAUAUUGACAUCAACUCCUGAACCAGACGUAGUAAAUCACAAUGGCUCCCCCAUUUUCAGUGAUUUGCAAGAUAUAUUCGGUGACACUUCACCUCUACUAAGCAACGACAUCAGUAAUACAUACAAAAAAAAAAAAAAAAA